AUGUCAAAUCUCUUCUCUGAUGAAAAUUCACAACAAUUUUCCUCGUUUAUUUCAACCUUCCAAGGGAUUAGAGAUGUAAUAAGUGAAAUACCAGUCCGAGACACUAUUUUUCUAGUAGCAAGUCUUGAUGUUGAUGCACUUGCAUCAUUUCAUAUAUUAUCAUGUAUUUAUCAAUCGGAUCGUUUCUUUGGUAAUUAUGCAGCAGUGUUAGUCAACAACCAUGAUGAAAUUACACAAAAUAUUGAAAGUAAUAGUGACAAGACAAUAUUCUUCUUGUUAAAUUGUGGUGGUCAAUAUAGGGAUUUCCAUAAAUUUCAAGACAAACACUUUUUUGUUUUGGAUUCGUAUAGGCCUUUUUAUUUAUGCAAUGUAUUUACAACACUUCAACAAGUUAAGAAUGUACAUUUACUAGUUGACAAGGAUGAGGAUAAACAAAGUAGAUAUCAUUUUGUAAAGAAGAGUUUUGUUGAUGAAAUUAUUAAAGCAAAUGAUGGAGGCUUUUCUUCGAGUAGUACAUUUGAUGAACAAGCAAGACUAGUCGUUGAAAAGAUAACAAAUAAUCCCGAUGAAGCAUUGAAUGAAGAUUACUUUGAAGAUGAUGACGAUGAUCUUCGCAAUGAUAAGGAAAUGCAAGAUUUCAUUGUACAUGAUGAAGAUGAGAAUGAAGUUGGAAGUAAUAUUGGAAGUGAUGAUGAGGAAGGUGAUGAUGAUGAUGAUAGAAUGGCUAGUGAUAAUGACUCUGUAUUGUCUGAUUUGGAUGAUAAUUACUUUGCAAGUACAAGUGAAGAAAGAGUUAUUCUAUAUAACAAUAGUGAUGGUUUUAAUAAGCCUUCUGCUUUCUUAUUGUACACAUUCUUGGAUCAACAAACUGUUUCAAUUUCAAUGAGAUGGGCUGCUAUUUUAUCACUGACCUAUCAUUAUUUAUUUGAUAGAUUUACAGAUAAUGAAUAUCCAGAUUAUUACUUUAAAUUAUCUUCAGAUAACACUUACAAAUCAAAUGAAAAAUCAUUUGAUGGUAUUUCAAUUCCACUCGAUGCUGAUUAUAUUAAGAAUAAUUAUUUUGAUUUGAAUAUUGAAUUGAUGAGACAUUGGAGUAUUUUUGAUGCCUGUUUAAAUUCAACACUAGUUUCAAGAGCUUUUAACACAUGGCAAAAUACUGGAAUUGAAGCAAUGAAACUAUUCAUUUCUGAUUUAGGUCUCACACUGCAGGAUGUUACAUCAAAUUGGCUUUCAUUACCUGUUCAAACAAGAGAAACAUUCUUAAAAUCUGUGAAAGAGAAGAAGAAUCAAUAUAACUUAUCAUCAAUAGUAUUCAAUUCAUUUGAAAGAGUUUAUGAACAAUCCUUUUCAUUGACAGCAAGUGACCACGUAUUUGCAUUACUUGGAAUGAUGCAAAUAGUUCCACAACAAAAAUUACUUACAACAAUUUCAAACAGUAUUAUCAAUGCAAAGCAAAACAAACUCUUGAUUGAACAAGGUAUUACAAAAGCAAAACAAAUGAGGCAAUCAAUGAAUGAUAUUUUCAAGAGUGUUAUGGAAAACAAAUCCUAUACUCACACUCGUGAAUUUGUUGCUAUUGAUUUAACUAAUAUCAGUCUUGAACAUUUCAAUUUUGCCUUCUCUUCACAAGUUGACCAAUCAAAUUUAUUAGCCAAUCAAACAGAAUUAACUGAUUCUAGUCCUAUUUCACCUGUAGCAUUCUAUCAAUUAACCCAACAUUUUAUGAAACUUGUCAAGUAUAACAAAUUCUUUGGAAGAGUUCAUGUUAUCUUAAUUAAACAACAAGAAAGUAAGGUUUAUAUUUGUGGACUCAAUCAAAACCCUCAAAAAAUCAGAACAUUCAACAGAGCUUUUGAAUUUGCCUGUAGAACUUACAAUGAACCAACCAAUUACUCAAUAUUUGGUUCUCAAGUGAAAGUAAUUAACAAAUCAAAGAGGAGUGAUAUUAUUUCUGUUCUCUUAGGUUCCCUAGUUCAAACCAAUAAGAAAUUUACAGCCUCCAAAAUUUCCAAUUUGAUGGAUGAAGCUGAAGAAGGUGGUGGAGAAGAAGAAGAGGAAGAAGAAGAAGAAUUCAAUGAAGAAGAAAUGCAAGAUGAAUAA
Messenger RNA from Naegleria gruberi, 2100 nucleotides. RefSeq lists its product as uncharacterized. The transcript is spliced from 2 exons. NCBI's taxonomy places the organism in Eukaryota, Heterolobosea, Eutetramitea, Acrasida, Naegleriidae. Gene Ontology annotation, cellular component: DNA replication preinitiation complex. The record is from RefSeq and is a predicted model, not a curated record. Gene Ontology annotation, molecular function: DNA replication origin binding; chromatin binding; single-stranded DNA binding. Gene Ontology annotation, biological process: mitotic DNA replication preinitiation complex assembly; double-strand break repair via break-induced replication; DNA replication initiation. Bases 1 to 2100 code for a protein of 699 amino acids.